Molecule: messenger RNA, 831 nt
Organism: Plenodomus lingam JN3
Lineage: Eukaryota; Fungi; Ascomycota; Dothideomycetes; Pleosporales; Leptosphaeriaceae
Source: RefSeq, a predicted model, not a curated record
AUGUCUGCCCUUCACAUCGCACUGCUGUACGCGGCAACAGUAAACUCACAACUCACAACCUCAAUCUUAUUGCCCAUGGACAGCUACGGCACCGACAAAAUCGGUUUCCUGGGCUCCGUGGGUGGCGCGAAUGAGACGCACACCACCAUCGCUCUCGAGUACGACAAUGGGACUGACUGGCAAGCCUUAGAACUACCACGCAAUGUAACCCCUGCGACUGUAACGAUUGGACCUAAUAUGUACGAGGCAGCACAGGACCUCUAUUACCUAGCCCAAGGAAUUCGUACGACUGAGGGAGAUUAUAUGUACAAAGUCCACUGUGAUCUGCCUAGUAAGCCGACUGCCAAUGCUUCAUGUAUCGCUUCCUACGGACCUCUGGCUGGUGCAAUUAUGCAAUGCCAAGUUGGAGGCAGCUAUACUUCAACAACCUACGAGACCAAUACCCACACAUACACGCCGCGUGGUAGCGUCUCCGGAGGCGUCGAAAUGCUCACACGCACCAUGGUCCUCCCAGAGCCAAGGGAGAACCGUCCAGAUUGGUGUGGUGAAGAGUCUUAUUCGCCAGAGGAGAGUUAUGUAACCGAGUUUCAGGUGGAGCCAACAUACAUUGCCAUGUAUCAGGUUGUGGUUACGGCCGGAGAGGAGAAACUCGGUGCAACGAGUAGAGCGAGUGCUACGCCUGGGACUGCGACACCAACAUCUUCACUAAUGCCUGCUGCCAGUAAUGUAGACUCCGCUGUUAGUCCAUCGGCGACAGGCGCUGCUGCGUGUAUGGUGAUGGGACGGCGAGCGAUGUUUGGCGUAGUUGCUGUUGUUAUUCUCAUGGUGUAA